Molecule: messenger RNA, 2578 nt
Organism: Haliotis rufescens (red abalone)
Lineage: Eukaryota; Metazoa; Mollusca; Gastropoda; Lepetellida; Haliotidae
Exons: 18
Coding region: 612-2531 (639 amino acids)
Source: RefSeq, a predicted model, not a curated record
AUCUAACCGAUAUCUUACGGAACAGGUUAAGAAUGUGUCAUUUGGGUUUCUCUGGACACAUGUCCAGAUCUCACCCUUCUGUCUACCCAGUGCCUGGUGUGAUUUCGUCUGACCGCUGGGACAUUUGCUACCUCGUCUGACCGCUGGGACAUUUGAUACCUCGUCUGACCGCUGGGACAUUUGAUGCCUCCUCUGACCGCUGGGACAUUCGAUGCCUUCUCUAACCGCCUAGACAUCUGAUGCUUCCAAUAACCACUGGGACAUCUGAUGCCUCGUCUUGCCAUUUGGACACUAAUUUUGAUACCUCGUCUGACCGCUGGGACACUUGGUACCUCGUAUGGCGUCUGGGACAUUUAAUACCUCGUCUGACCGAUUGGAUAAGUAAAAUCUGUCUAUAUUGCAUUACAUCAGGAACAAGUGCGAGGGUAUUCAUCUGUGAGACGACAGUUCGUAUUUCCCGCAAGGGAAUGGUAAGGAAAAGCCAUUGAAUGCUGCAUGUGACGGUGCAGCAUCACUAUCAGAACUGAUCACAAGGUUCUGUAGAACUAGUUACACAACACAUACACCAGAGUGAUACACACGCCACAGAAAGACACGGGCAUACUUCGAUCAUGUCUGAACACAAGACUGUACGUUGGAAGGGAUUAUCAACCAACAAGACUAAGCACAAGCCGCGGUUCAAGAAACUGUGCCGGUUCAUCGUUCUGUUGUUCAGAACAUGGCGCAUUCACUCGCACAAAGUGAAGGAGGUGUUGAACUUUUAUCAGACGUUAAAUCUUAUUGCGGACACUUCUGUAAACAAGAACUUGUUGUUUGACAUCACAGAGUACCGGACAACAAAAGAGGCGAAAACAUCCUCGGAGGUGAAGCGGAUACUGCAGAAGCGGGUCGGGGAGAGGACAACAGACGAGCUGCACUUCGUCCAGAUAGCCCUCAGGAAGUACAAGUCUUUAGCAGAGUAUCCUGUUCGCAUGCAGAGGGGCAUCGCCUAUAGGGCGUGGUACCAGAGGUUUGACGCCAAACGUGUGAUUAUACGGGAAGGACACGUGCCGAUGAUGUACUACUUCAUCCUGUCUGGUUCAGAUGGAAUAUUGCUGAGUGCGGUGUUAAACAACAAACAAACCAAUCAACCAGCGUGCCCUGGCGGGGACGACGAUAAACGUAACCUUCACAUACAUAUACUAACUGCUGGAGCCUGUCCUCUUCAUCUGGUGCUGUCCUUCUCAGUGGUUGUGACGGUGAUGGACAUGGAGUCGAGCCAGGAACGCACUGUCCUGUUCUUGGGUCGGGGGGACUGUUUCGGGGACGAUGCCAUCAUCAACAAAUGUCACCGGUGCGCCACCGUCAUCUCAAAGGAGGUCAUCGAGCUGUUGGUGCUCACUGAUGAGGACUUCGUCAACAUCUUCAUGUCGGGUGGACUAACUAGUGUCACCGAGGUAUUCCUGAAGGGCAUAUCCUGUCUGGACGGUUGGCCCCAGAAACUUCUCCAUGACAGUCCGAAGAAAGCAAUUCUCAACUACUUCAAGAGAGGUACGGUAAUCGUGAAGGACAGUAAAGACAGCGAGUGGAUCGUCAUAGUGAAGUCGGGUAGCUGCAACCUGCUGAAGAAGUUGCGGAAGGUGAACCCACGGAGAAGGAUCAACGCCACCAUAGAGAACUGGAGGGAGAAGAGGGUGACAGGGCUGCGCAGUGAGGCCUAUCUCAGCCACGAGGAAAGACUACAAAUCUCCUACCAGCAACAGAUCCAACACCUGCAGCAAAUCAAUCAGCGCAUGCGCUUCAACGCACUUCCGGAGAUAAACGUUGCCGUCAGCGAAGAGUACAAAGAGAUGAAGAAACUAUACGCAGAUGAUCGCCACGACAGCGUCUCCGAUGAACAGCCGACGUUCCUGAUCACGGCUGACCAGGGUCUCGCGCCGCUGGACACGAGGAACACUACCGGGACUUCUGUCGGGACUUCAGCCGGGACAGAGAAUAUGGCGCCUCUCAACGAGGGGACUCAAGAAGGGGCUAUCAAGAAGAAGACACCAGUGGUUUCCAAAUCAAGACUAAACUCAAGAGGUAAAAGGGAUCGAGGUGACCAGAGAGCGUGGACAGCUCAGCCGCGUGGUCAGCGCCGGUCAUCCGUCACUUUCCCGGACACACAGGACUAUAAGGGCCGGGCCAGUUCGGCGGGGGACUCGCACGUGUUCAUCAACGUCCAGACGCUCACCAAGGGGUCUGUGUUUGGCAUAUCCGACCUGUUCUACAAGGACCAGCCUAACUUCGCCCUGACCAGCAAUGGCGUGGAGUGUCUGCUGAUCAACAAGAAGUUCUUCCUGGACAAUGCUUCUAACGACUUCAUGGUCAAACUCAGGGAUGAGACACUGCCUUACCCAAGCGAGGAAGAUUUACAGCGCCACCUAGAGGAGCGCGUGAUCUGGGAUCACCACAAAAAGCAGACGGUAUCCAAUGUACUCCGCGAGAUUCACGCGAGAAGACCUGGCCGGUACUUUCAACGUGUGGACAGAAACGCUGGUUUUACCUACUAGAAUGAACUCAAGAAAACCAUGAUCAAUAAAUGUACAUUGUACCUAUA